AGGAACCGCCUUUAAAAAAGAUGCCGGACCUCGUAGACGCGCAGAGAGGCUCACUUUCACACCGGGACGCUCCACAGUGCGCGGAUUACAUGGCUGGAGAAGAUGGAAAGAAGGUUGGCGAUGUCUCGCAUGAAGUGGGAUGAAGCGGACGGGUCGAGGGUGGUCCUUUGAGGCAGACAGAAAGCCAUGAUGUGGAAUUUGUGAAGAAUGCGUGGAAAAAACGUGAAUAUUUACUUUUAAAAAAGGGACAAAUUGAAGUCGCAGAGAAGGGAAGGUGCCACCAAGCUCCCCAUGAAUGGACCUCAGGAUGUUCUCCGGCCGUGGUCUCAAUUUCAGCUUCAACCUCAGCGACGACCCGGAGCUGCUGCUGGACCCCCCAGCCGAGGAGGAGGACGAGGGUCGCCUGUCGUCCACGGGCUUCGUGGUGCUGUCCGUGGUGCUGGGCUUCAUCAUGACCUUUGGGUUCCUCAACAACCUGGUGGUGUUGCUGCUCUUCUGCAAGUUCAAGAAGCUCCGCACGCCCGUCAACAUGCUGCUGCUCAACAUCAGCGUCAGCGACAUGCUGGUGUGCGUCUUCGGCACCACGCUCAGCUUCGCCUCCAGCAUCCGAGGACGGUGGCUGCUCGGCCGGAGCGGAUGCAACUGGUACGGCUUCAUCAACUCCUGCUUCGGUAUCGUGUCGCUGAUUUCGCUGGUGAUCCUCUCCUACGACCGCUACAGCACUCUGACCGUUUACAACAAGCGUGGUCCGGACUACCGGAAGCCGCUGUUGGCCGUGGGGGCGUCGUGGCUCUACUCCCUGUUCUGGACGGUCCCCCCGCUACUGGGUUGGAGCAGCUAUGGGCAGGAAGGGGCGGGGACCAGCUGCUCCGUGUCGUGGACGGCCCGGACCGCCCAGUCCCACGCCUACAUCAUCUGUCUCUUCAUCUUCUGCCUGGGGCUCCCCGUGCUGGUCAUGAUCUACUGCUACGGUCGGCUGCUCUGGGCCGUCAAACAGCCACAGGUGGGUAAGAUCCGCAAGACUGCGGCCCGGAGGCGAGAGUACCACAUACUGUUCAUGGUCCUGACCACAGCCGCCUGCUACCUGCUGUGCUGGAUGCCUUACGGCGUGGUGGCCAUGAUGGCCACGUUCGGGCCGCCCGACAUCAUCAGUCCCGUGGCCAGCGUGGUGCCGUCGCUGCUGGCGAAGAGCAGCACCGUCAUCAACCCGCUCAUCUACAUUCUCAUGAACAAACAGUUCUACAAGUGUUUCCUCAUCCUCUUCCACUGCGACCAUUGGUCGGCGCAGCACGGCAACACCUCCAUGCCCUCCAAGACCACCGCCAUCCAGCUCCACCGCAGGGUGUCCAGCAACAUGGUGGCCUGCGCCGCACACGUCUCCGCCGAUCCCGUCAAACCGUGCUUCACGCCGGACGAAAAGCUAACCACGCCGCCCGAGGCGAUGACCUGAGCUGGGAUACCUCAUGGACCGCGCAGCGGAAGCAUACGGAGUGGCGCCACUGGGGAAGUUGUACUACAUGAGUAUUACAUGUGAGCUUUGUGUUUGUACGGAGGCCAUUUUAUUGGUGUCUUUUUUUUUUUAGCUUUAUUUGGGCUUCAUGUGCUAAAUACUGAAAAAGAAACGCUCGAUAUUCACAACAUGGUCUCAUGUACGGACUUUUCACUUCCUGGUUGCUGAAGAGCAUGGAUUUCACCGGGCCGACUUCUUGGAAAAUGCACUUCUGCCACCCUGGGGGGUCAUUUAUGCGGUUUAAACCGUGCAAAAAAAAACAAAAAACGUAAAGCCGUUGAACAAGUUUACUUUAAACAUACGUACCAUCAGUAGCCACGUUUACAUGGACCCAAAUAUUCCAAUUGAAUUCGGUUUAUUUGCUCAAAUGGAAAGAAUGUAACCUUUGUAUACACCUCAUUCCCAAAGAAAAGUGCCCAUUCCAAUGAAUAUAUAAUGGGAUUCACAGUGGUGGAAUAUUCCUUUCCCCAAUCCGAUUGAGGUAUCUUGUUCCCGCUCAAACGGAAAGUUGUCAGACUACGUUCUUCUUCCUGGUGUUACUUUACUUUUCAUAGUUACUAAAUUCCAAACCUGGACGAAGGAAAAACUGGCAAUACGGAGUUAUUCCAACAAGUGAAAGAAAAACUCGAGGAAGUCGGUAUCGCGUGAUGUUGGUGUUUACGUUUUACUGGGCAUGCCCCAUUGACUAUUCUGGCUGAUUAUAGCGGCGCAUGUAGACAAGAGAUUGGAAUAUUCCUUUUCAUGGAUACCAUUGCUUUCCCAACAAGUGAAAGAAAAACUCGAGGAAGUCGGUAUCACGUGAUGUUGAUGUUUAUGUUUUACUGGGCAUGCCCCAUUGACUAUUCUGUUGGAUUAUAGUGGCGCAUGUAGACAAGAGAUUGGAAUAUUCCUUUCCAGUGGAUACCAUUGCUUUCCCAACAAGUGAAAGAAAAACUCAAGGAAGUCGGUAUCACGUGAUGUUGAUGUUUAUGUUUUACUGGGCAUGCCCCAUUGACUAUUCUGUUGGAUUAUAGCGGCGCAUGGAGACAAGAGAUUGGAAUAUUCCUUUCUAGUGGAUACCAUUGCUUUCCCAACAAGUGAAAGAAAAACUCGAGGAAGUCGGUAUCACGUGAUGUUGGUGUUUACGUUUUACUGGGCAUGCCCCAUUGCCUAUUCUGGUUGAUUAUAGCGGCGUAUGUUGACAAGAGAUUGGAAUAUUCCUUUCCAUGGAUACCAUUGCUUUCCCAACAAGUGAAAGAAAAACUCGGGGAAGUCGUUAUCACGUGAUGUUGGUGUUUACGUUUUACUGGGCAUGCCCCAUUGACUAUUCUGGUUGAUUAUAGCGGCGUAUGUUGACAAGAGAUUGGAAUAUUCCUUUCCAUGGAUACCAUUGCUUUCCCAACAAGUGAAAGAAAAACUCAAGGAAGUUGGUAUCACGUGAUGUUGAUGUUUACGUUUUACUGGGCAUGCCCCAUUGACUAUUCUGUUGGAAUGUAGCGGGGCAUGUUGACAAGAGAUUGAAUAUUCCUUUCCAUGGAUACCAUUGUUUUCCCAACAAGUGAAAGAAAAACUCGAGGAAGUCGGUAUCACGUGAUGUUGAUGUUUACGUUUUACUGGGCAUGCCCCAUUGACUAUUCUGGUUGAUCAUAGCGUAUAGCGCAUGGAGACACGAGAUUGGAAUAUUCCUUUCCAUGGAUACCAUUGUUUUCGGAAAGGUCAUUGGGAAAGAUUCCAUUCGGAAAGAGAAAAACUCCUCAUGUGAACGUGGCUACUGUGUUUGCUAACAAGCAUGGCUACCAUAACAAGAUGGCGAGAGGCGGACUUGAGUGGGGAAACAAAGCCGUGCUCAACUGUGUGAGUGAAGUGAAUGGGCGUCAUUAAGAAGUCGUGGGGGUGUCCUGGUGUUCCUUUGUUUGAUGCCCCCCCCUCCCUACGUUCCCCCAAAAACAAAUAGAACAACCGCAGCGAGUGGCAUCGCUUUUACCUUCCACGGUACGGUGGCGUUUAUUGUCAUGUUUUCUUUGCUGGAAAUGAUGCAUUCACUUGUGAAAGUCUUUGUUUUGAUCCUUUCCCAGCACCGUGAAGGCAACACGUUGAAUACCAAACACCUGAACUGAGCUUGUUCGCCCACAGUUGGCACCAAUAAAAAUGCAUGUUUUGUCACCAGAGGACUACAAUCCUUUCUCCCGCCCAACAAUCAUCUUUCCUAGUCAAUUACAAUUACAAUUACGUCAAUUACACAGCAGUCGGCUUCCCCGUAUCCCACUGGUUACCGUGGUCGUGCGGUCAGUGGGGGCUGAGCCUCGCCCGUCCUCUUAUUAUCCUUUUACAUAAGCAACCUCAAUUCACAUUCAAAACCUCAGUGCCUCGCCAGCCUGAUGGUUCAUAUUCAUCUUUUAAGGCAUGGAUAUUAUUCUAUAGGUCAUAAAUAUUGACCAGGUAAGCAUGAAAUAGG
Messenger RNA from Doryrhamphus excisus (bluestripe pipefish), 3944 nucleotides. The record is from RefSeq and is a predicted model, not a curated record. Lineage: Eukaryota; Metazoa; Chordata; Actinopteri; Syngnathiformes; Syngnathidae.